UUGCCGUGGGAAUACCUGCCGGUGGGCGGGUUGUACACUUUUAUUUAACUUGGAAGUUUUUAGGUUGGGGUGGAGAGGGAGGACAAACUCAGUUUAAUGUCGCUUUGUGUAAAUUACUUCAGUUUUGACGCUCUCGUUUUUACCUGCUGUGGACUCGUACCGUGUUGUGAUGGCUAGCAGGCUAGCUGCUGCUGCUGCUGCAAAGAAGAAGAAGAAGGAGAAGCAGCAGGCGAUAAUUAGCUAGCAAAGCGGCUCGACAGUUCGCCAUCUCCCCUCCACAGAUAGGCCUCUUAAAAGGGAUAACACUUUGGCGGUCACGGUGAGGAUGAAAAUCUGAUGGGGUUUUUUUUGUUUUUUUUACCCCAGUGGAUUACUCAUCAUCAUGCCCUUUGAAAUCGUGGAGUGAUUUUCUUGAUAACAUCAUGCACGCCGUCAAAUCAGAUCUCGACCGCUGCUGCAGAGAUUUUGUGUCUUUCUUACAUUUGGAUUUAUCUGGCAGCUUUUAAGAAGAAGACAAAAAAGACCAGCAGAAGACGCGACUUGGAUGUGCAGUCUUAUCUCUCUCUCCCUUUUUUUAUUACCAGUGUGCUUUCAGUGAAACAUUAGCUAUGUGUUUAUGCGGGUUGGAUAUGCUCAGAUACUUAUAAACACACACUUAGCGUGAAUUCGUGCGAAGGAAGCCCCCCCUCCCACAAAAAAAGAAGGAAGUCCAGGGCGGGAUAGGUGCACAGAAACUACCCCAUACCCAAAGAAACAUGGCUUCGGUGUGGAAGAGACUGCAACGUGUGGGGAAGCAUGCCUCCAAAUUUCAAUUCGUGGCUUCCUAUCAGGAACUGAUGGUGGAAUGCACUAAGAAAUGGCAACCAGACAAACUGGUGGUGGUUUGGACGCGCCGGAGUCGACGGAAAUCCUCCAAGGCCCACAGCUGGCAGCCAGGCAUCAAAAACCCCUACAGAGGAGUGGUGGUGUGGCCCGUACCUGAGAACAUUGAAAUAACAGUCACUCUUUUUAAGGAUCCUCAUGCAGAGGAGUUUGAAGACAAAGAGUGGACGUUUGUCAUUGAAAAUGAGUCUCCAUCAGGGCGAAGGAAGGCUUUGGCCACCAGCAGUAUAAACAUGAAACAGUACGCCAGUCCCAUGCCCACACAGACGGACGUCAAACUCAAGUUCAAGCCCCUGUCGAAGAAGGUGGUGUCGGCCACGCUGCAGUUCUCCCUCUCCUGCAUCUUUCUGCGCGAGGGGAAGGCCACUGAUGAGGACAUGCAGAGUCUUGCCAGCCUGAUGAGCAUGAAGCAGGCAGACAUUGGCAACCUGGACGACUUCGAGGAGGAGAAUGAGGAAGACGAGGAGAACAGGGUUAACCAGGAGGAGAAGGCGGCCAAGAUCACAGAGCUGAUCAACAAGUUGAACUUCCUGGAAGACCAGGACCCGGACACACCUCCUGCCAUGGGCAGCAAUCCCUUUGACGAGCCUGACGAUCACCUUCACGACCCAAACGACCUCAACCCAUUCGGUGAUCCUGAUGAAGAAGAACCUCCUGACCAGCCGGUCUUACGGCAGCGCGUAGAAGAGGACCCCUUCUACGACCAUGACUCUUCAAAUCCAUUCGAUGAACCGGAUGAACAAGAGACGCUCACGUCCCUGGGGAACCCCUUUGAUGAGCCGGACCAUGACACGGAACCUCGGCCGGAGCCAGAACCCCCCAAACCCAGGCAGAGGGUAGGGGUGCGGCCUGUUGACAUGAGCAAGUACUUGUACGCCGACACCACCCACAACGAGGAGGAGGAGCUUGAUGAAUCCAACCCGUUCUAUGAGCCAAGGACAUCGAGCCCCACACAGAACCCCGCUGGCGUCCCCUCCCUGGAUGUGGGCAGCAGCCAAAAGAGGAGGGCUCCCCCACCCCCAAGUUCCAGCCCUGGCCUCGGCCCCAGUCCGCCAGCUCCCAAACCCAGCUCUGGCCUAGACAGGGAGAGAUCCCAGCCAGCCGGGCCCAGCCCAGUGGCAGCAGUGAUUGGGAGAGAGCUGGCCUCCUCUUCCCCCAAGCCCAGCCCCGUCCCGAGCCCAGUUCUGGGAGGGAAGCCCAACGCAAGCCAGUCUCUUCUGGCCUGGUGCCGCGAGGUCACCAAGAACUACCGCGGGGUGAAGAUCACCAACUUCACCACCUCCUGGAGGAAUGGGCUGGCCUUCUGCGCCCUGCUGCACCACUUCAGACCCGACAACAUAGACUACAAGUCGCUCAAUCCUCAGGAUAUUAAAGAAAACAACAAAAAGGCUUACGAUGGGUUCGCGAGCCUGGGCAUCUCCCGUCUCCUGGAACCAUCCGACAUGGUGCUGCUGGCCAUUCCCGACAAGCUCACAGUCAUGACCUACCUGUACCAAAUCCGGGCCCACUUCUCCGGCGAGGAGCUCAACGUGGUGCAGAUUGAGGCCAACAGCAGUCGCAGCACCUACAAAGUGGGCGACUUUGAAACCGAUACGAACGCCUCCAUAGGCCAGGACAAGUUCUACGCUGAACUCAACGACGUGCAGCCCCGCCAGGCUUCGUCUUCGCCUGCUUCAUCCACUGCUGACAUUAACGCCGAAUCUAACGGCACUAAAGGCGCUGAGGAAGAGGUGACGGAGCCGGGUUGGAAGGCCGAAGUAGGAGCGGUUACGGCCAGCUUGCCAGCAGCAGCGCCUUUGCACUCCUCACUUCCUGUCCCAUCACCACGCACUGCAUUGGGAACCACCUCAAAAGACUCAACCCAAAUGACGCAGUCAGGCUCUGAGGACCGGGGCAAUCUGUUCAAAGCUAACACUUUAGACCUCAGCGAUUUACCGCAGAGGGUAGAUAGAGAGAUGGAGAAGGAAAGGCAGCAGAACGAUGAGAUGGGAGAGCAAAGAAGAGAUGGUGGUAUGGAGCCAGGGUCCCCCACCAGGAGAGGAGGAGUCCCUAUUUCCUCUUCUCCAUCGCACCAGAAACUGGGCUUCUCCUAUAAUAGGGACGCCGACCUCAUCAAGAAGAAGAGGGCCAGCCUGCGUCACUCGGAAUCUGAGCCUGCCUCUGACUCCAGCUCCCCUCCAGUCAACCACACAGAUAUGCCCCCUAAACAGGAGCCAACACCUGCCCCUGUAUCGAGUCCCCCAGCUGAGAAGAAGGUGCUGUCUCGUCAGGAGGAGCUGAAGGAGAGAGCCAGACUCCUCCUGGAGCAGGCCCGCAGAGACGCUGCAAUGAAGGCCGGCAACAAGAACGUCCCCAACUCAGCCGUCACUGCACUAAACAGGGCCACAAAUGUCAGCGACGAGCGGGAUGCAGAGCGACGAAGACAGCUGAGAGAAAGAGCCAGGCAGUUGAUAGCCGAGGCUCGAUCCGGAGUCAAGAUGUCUGACAUGAGCCUUCUGGACGCAUCUAGCAUUGACAGAGUCAAGGGCGGCAAGGCUAGCCCUGCUGGAGGAACAAACAGUAAGCAUGUUGACCUGAAGCUGAAGAAGCUGGCAGAGGUCAGGCCAGGGGGAGUCACCUCCCCUUCAUCCCCGUCCUCCACCUCCUCCUCAUCCUCGCCUACUGCCUCUUCCACCUCCCCACUCAGCCCUGCCGAUGGACUGGAGAAUAAUGCUGAGGAGUUACGAGCAGAGCGGCUGCGCAGAGCGACAGAGAGGUUGCGUAGCCCGGUAGUCUUCAACAAGGACUCAGCUGUCAGGAAAACACAGCUGAAGUCCUUCAGCCAGUAUGUGGAGAGCAGACCAGAGGUGAAAAGACAGAAGUCUAUUCCUGAGGAUCUGAAGAGGGCCGAGGAGGAUAGAGGUUCACCGACGGAGAUCGACAUCCGCAGACCAUUUGAAGAAGAGAAGGCGUUCAAAGACACCAGUCAGUAUGUGGUUGGGGAGCUGUCUGCGCUGGAGAGCGAGCAGAGGCACAUAGACGCCCGAGCAGCUCGCGUGGAGAAGAGGCUGCGCUAUCUCAUGGACACAGGCAACAACAAGGAGGAGGAGGAGGCCAUGAUGCAGGAGUGGUUCAUGUUGGUCAACAAGAAGAACGCACUCAUCAGACGACAGAAUCAGCUCUCUCUGCUGGAGAAAGAGCACGAUCUGGAGAGACGCUUCGAACUGCUGAACAGAGAGCUGAGAGCCAUGCUGGCCAUCGAGGACUGGCAGAAGACGGAGGCCCAGAAGAGACGAGAGCAGCUGCUGCUGGAUGAGCUGGUCAUACUGGUCAACAAACGAGACGCGCUGGUCAGGGACCUGGACGCCCAGGAGAAACAGGCCGAGGAGGAGGACGAGCACCUGGAGAGAACGCUGGAGCAGAACAAAGGCAAGAUGGCCAAGAAAGAGGAGAAGUGUGUCCUUCAAUGAUUGUCAUUUCAGAAAAAAAACACAACCAACAAAUGUAGCCGAUAAAAGAAAUGUAUCGUUAUGAUUAUUGAUAUAUUAUUAUAAUUAUUAUUUGAUAGUGGCUUUCCUAGACAUUUCCUGGCCUGGUUGUUGUUUUGGUGAAACUAACAGCAGAGACUCGGCUGGAUUAAAGAGGCCCUGCGAUGCUUUUGCACCAACUUUAUACUGACUCGAACUGUCCCACUUAUAUACGAUAUUUUUUAUGUUAAUUUGCUUUAAGAUCGGUACUUGUAUGUGAUAUGAAUAUGUAUGAGACUAAAAGCAGUGCAAACCCCUGUCGGACAGAUGGGAUAUUUGUAUGUAACGAUGCAGCAGCACAUCCUCCUCUGUCUGAAUGUGGAGACCAGUCGGAUUGAGGUACAGCACAACUGGGUUUAAUGGGGGAUUUUUUUCCCCCUUCCUCUUCUUCUUUUCAUGAGGUUGAGAAGACGAGUCGGACUUUUACAAACAAACACACACAAAAAAGAGUCGUUAUAAUAUCAGUCUUUUCAAAGCUACUUCAUUACUUGACUGUGUAUCUUUUAAUUAUUUCACUUUAAAGUUUUUACUUGUAAAAUAUCUUAAAAAAGGAGGGGGGAGGGAGAGGGGGGGUUCACACCGUUCAUAAACCUUGCAUAAAUCUUAACUUUUCCUAUUGCUUUUUUUAUUGUCUUGGCUUGAAAGCAGUUUACCAAAAGAAAGAUCAUGUUUUAAAAAAAUAAUAAUAAUAAUCUCAUGUUGUAUAUUUUCAUCACUGCUCUGACCAAUAGCUUCCAAAAUCCUCUUUUUUUUUCAGGAUUCAUGCAGUCGAAAGUAAAAAAUAUAUAUAUUAUUUAUUACCGUUUGUCCUAUAAGCUGCUUGUAAGUGAAACUACCAUCACAUUUCAUUUCAUGUGCUUUUUUUUUUUUUGCUCAACAAACUUUUUUUUUAUUUCUAUUUAUUGUAUUCUGAAGAGGAGAAAAUAUGCUUCAAAACACAAACACAAACACACACACAUGCAUCUCUUAAAGCUCCACAUCUGGUGCAGUUGUCCUUUUUAAGUGUGAACAUUUAUCUGUUUAUUUAUUCCAGUGUCAUAACCCAAGAAGUCUUCAAUAAAGUCCUUUAUGAUUUCAUACUCCACAAAGCAGCGUGUGACUUUUUCUUUUUUUCUU
Molecule: messenger RNA, 5504 nt
Organism: Scomber scombrus (Atlantic mackerel)
Lineage: Eukaryota; Metazoa; Chordata; Actinopteri; Scombriformes; Scombridae
Gene: ehbp1
Product: EH domain binding protein 1
Exons: 24
Coding region: 756-4331 (1191 amino acids)
Molecular function (GO): protein binding
Source: RefSeq, a predicted model, not a curated record